This is a messenger RNA of Podospora anserina S mat+, 411 nucleotides long. RefSeq lists its product as uncharacterized. The record is from RefSeq and is a predicted model, not a curated record. Gene Ontology annotation, molecular function: structural constituent of chromatin; protein heterodimerization activity; DNA binding. NCBI's taxonomy places the organism in Eukaryota, Fungi, Ascomycota, Sordariomycetes, Sordariales, Podosporaceae. Gene Ontology annotation, cellular component: nucleosome. Gene Ontology annotation, biological process: rRNA transcription. The coding region runs from base 1 to 411 and encodes 136 amino acids. The transcript is spliced from 2 exons.
AUGGCCCGCACCAAGCAGACCGCCCGCAAGUCCACCGGUGGCAAGGCUCCCCGCAAGCAGCUCGCCUCCAAGGCUGCCCGCAAGAGCGCCCCCUCCACUGGCGGUGUCAAGAAGCCUCACAGAUAUAAGCCCGGUACCGUCGCUCUCCGUGAGAUUCGUCGCUACCAGAAGUCGACUGAGCUUCUCAUCCGCAAGCUCCCCUUCCAGCGUCUCGUUCGCGAGAUUGCCCAGGACUUCAAGUCCGACCUCCGCUUCCAGUCUUCCGCCAUUGGUGCUCUCCAGGAGUCCGUCGAGUCUUACCUCGUCUCCCUCUUUGAGGACACCAACCUGUGCGCUAUCCACGCCAAGCGCGUCACCAUCCAGAGCAAGGACAUCCAGCUUGCCCGCCGCCUCCGUGGUGAGCGCAACUAA